Molecule: messenger RNA, 3357 nt
Organism: Caenorhabditis briggsae
Lineage: Eukaryota; Metazoa; Nematoda; Chromadorea; Rhabditida; Rhabditidae
Exons: 7
Coding region: 1-3357 (1118 amino acids)
Molecular function (GO): nucleic acid binding
Source: RefSeq, a predicted model, not a curated record
AUGUCGAAGUUUCGUCGCAUUUUGACAUACAUUCUGGAUCUGGGAGUCAAUCCUAAGCGUCAGCCAUUGGAUGAAGAGGAUCUCAAGCUCGCGGCUUAUUUGAUUGACCUCGGUGAAUCGAUCGAUAAGGGAGACUUUGAUAUUGAAAUGGAACAGCACCUUUCAAAUUUUGAAGACGAUCUACAGAAUUUGAGUAAGUUUCAGUUCAGUGAAUCAUUACAUAUACAUAUGUUACGGUUAGGUUGGACUCCAGAGGACGAUGAAUGCCACAAAAUCCAAAUGUAUCCCGAUGUUGUUCAUCUUCCUGGAAAUCCAAAUAUGAUCCAAUUUGCGAACGGAGAGUUUGUGGAGUUAGACAAAGUCAAGGAAGCGGUCGUUUAUUUUGGAUCAAAAACGGGAUUGAAAAAUAAUGGAUCAAAAGUCCGUCCAAGUUUGGAACAAGUUCACACUAAAUUUCGAUUUAUCAGAAACCGCAACCAUAUGGACAAACUUCGGGAGUACGAGACUCUGGGCUCCACCAAAGCAAAUAGGAAGAGCAAUUUGGAGUUCAUUUCGAUGGAGCUCGAGAAAGAAGUUAGGAUGCAUAUUGAAAACGGAAAAAUACUCCACGACUCGGUUCUCCGUUUUUUGAUUGCUGGGAUCAUCAAGAAAUACAAAAUCGACAUCGAAAAUUUCAUUGGAUCGGAAAGCUGGUUGAAUGGUUGGAAAGCUCGGUUUGGAAUCACUUCUAGGAAGAUCACAAAAUUUGUUUCCACGAUUCGUCACAAAACGCGCGAUCAGAUUGAGAAGGAUUCCAAGGAAUUUGUGACUGCUGCUAACCAAGUUUUUCCAUUGUAUCAUCCAUCCAAUAUAUACAAUGCGGACCAAUCCGGAUUCCAGAUCGAGAUGCAUACGGCUCGAACUCUCACUUUGAAAGGAUCGAGAAACGUCCAUUGCGUUGUUGGAAGUGAAUCGUCGACGACACAUUCUUACACAGUACUCCCGUUGAUUUCGGCAUCUGGCAAGCUUCAUCCCAAAUUAUUUGUGACGCUGAAAGAACCAAAAGGGCGAUUCCCACAAAAAGGCCAUUUCCAAGCUUCAAAUCUUGAAGUUACUUGCCAUACUAGCCAUAUCAUGACGAAAGAACUUAUGAAAGUCUUCUUUCAAAAAAUCGUGUUCGACUCGUCUAUGCCGAAGGAUGCUCUUCUCAUUGUAGAUUCGUGGAACAGCUGGAAAGACACUGCCGCCAUCGAUUCGGUCACCCCUUCAUUCCACAAGUUGAAAUUAUUGACGAUUCCUGCUGGAUGCACUGGGCGUAUCCAACCAUGUGAUGUUGGCAUUUUUGGAUCCUUCAAGAAAGUUGUGAAGACGCUCACCAACUAUGCCCAAUUGACCAACAGCAACUACAAGUUUCAAACCAGGGAUGAAACUCUGAAGCUCCUCUCCCUCGUCUGGCGGCAGCUGUGCUCUCCGAAGCUCGAGAAGUGGGCCCGAUAUGCUUGGGUUGCAGCUGGAUACGAUGUGCCCCGUCCAGCAAGUUUCGAAACUCCAGCACAACUUCUGUUUCCACGAGGUGUCGCUGGAGAUUGUACAAUGCAUGGUUGCUCCAGCACAUCGUUUGUGAAGUGUCUCUAUUGUGAAAAAUUAUUCUGUUUCGAACAUUUUGUCAUUGACCAUCACAACUGUGGAUUGAUUACCAAUGUCAAUCUAGAUUCGAACUUCAACAAUAAUGAGCAAAAAAGAAAAUUUAAUGAAAACCUCAUGAAUCAAUCUCUGGAUCGUUUGACAAUGAUUGCUCGGGUCACAAACGGAAUUUAUCUUCAAAAAGGAAUAAUGGACGGUAUCAUUCCAACAGAUAAUCUGAUUUCGGAACUUUUGCAAUCCGUGGAGAUUGAUAAAGUUGAAAAAAUCGAUGUUGAAAAAAUCGAAGCGAUUUUUGAAGCGUUGGAAAAGACUCAGACUUUUGCAAACUCUACGAGUCAAAAUGUUAAUGUUACAAGUGCUGAAAAUUCAAGUAUUUCUUCUGAGACUAUCCGAAAAGUUCUAGAAUUUCUGCAGAACCCAAGACUUCUCAAUAAGUCAAGCUUCCUCAAUUUGCGAUUGUUAGUUAUCCAGAUAAUUAACCCACGAGCUAUGAAACCGAUUGUUCACACUUUUGGUUUUCCUAAUGGCUAUCAUGACUUAAUUAUGUUAUCCAAAGACUUUGAGGAUCCAUGGCUUCAAGCAAUAGUUCGUACGAAGUCUUUGGAGUUUUCCAUAAAACCUCUAAUUGGCCUGGGAGUGGUAAUUAAAAAUAUAAGUGAGCAAUUAAAUUUCACGGAGGAGCAGAAGAAUAUAGUUUUCGAAGUUUAUCAAGAUUUGAAAGAAUUAGUGGCCAAAAAAAUGGAAUUGACGAUCUGUAACUUCACGGAAAUCUCCUCCAAAUCCGCUUGCUUUCUGGCUCAAAAUCUGGCUAUUCAAGACUAUGAAAGUAUGAUCAAAGGCUUGAAAAGAUUCAAAGAGGCCCAAAGUGGUCUGAAAAGCUUGAACACUUCUAUCAAAACAAUGAAAUUCAAUAAAAAUCUGGAAACUGAAGCUCUCAAGCACUUUUCGGGUUCUUUGAGGCAUUCAGAGAUUCUUGGAUAUGCUGUUCAGGGGGUGAUUUCUAUGAGAUUGGCAAUUCAAGAAGAACCAGAGUUUCAACAAAUUAUUCCAAAAUUAUCAAUAAUCACGGCGCAGUUGAUAGGGAAUUCGAGUCAAGAAGACCAGAAAAAUCUGGAAGAGUUAGCGAAAAUGGGUCCGCAUUUGGAAGCUAUGUACUCGACACUGAACACAUGGAAGUUUUCAAGUUUCAUUGAAGAUAAUUCUACAAAUUUACUUAACUAUUCAAAAAUCUUUGAAAAUGCACAAUUGGUGACUGGAAUUGAAUUGAAUUUUUCAAACAUCGCAAUUUCUUUGAAUAAUUUGAUUGCUGGAGUGGGUGACGAGGAAGUUAGGGAAAAGUUAAAAGACAUUGAAACAGUUGUCGAUGAGAUGAACGAAAUUGGUUUGAAUUUUUCAAGAUACUCAAAAAUUUUCAAGGAGGUAAACGGAACAAUGCAAGCAUUGAAUGUGUUCUUUGUGGAUUACGAUACAAAAAUUUAUGACCCGAUAAUUGCCAAAGAGAGGAAUAAAGACUACACUGCCAUGUACACAUUGAUUGGAGUAGGAGCUGCCAUUUUCGUUAUUGUAUUUUUCCUGGGAUUACUGUAUCUAUGGAGAAAGGACAAGGAAAUUGAAAACUUUGGAGAAUCGAGAAACGAGAAAACAAAAAAGGAAAUUUCCAGAAAAAGUGGAUCAAAUUCAGAAGAAACGCUAUUGACUGGGAAGAAUUUUUCGACUUCUUCCACUACUCAUUGA